Messenger RNA from Helicoverpa armigera (cotton bollworm), 4663 nucleotides. It is a transcript of the gene Paip2, whose product is annotated as fibrous sheath CABYR-binding protein. Gene Ontology annotation, biological process: negative regulation of translational initiation. Gene Ontology annotation, cellular component: cytoplasm. The coding region runs from base 451 to 1548 and encodes 365 amino acids. NCBI's taxonomy places the organism in Eukaryota, Metazoa, Arthropoda, Insecta, Lepidoptera, Noctuidae. The transcript is spliced from 9 exons. The record is from RefSeq and is a predicted model, not a curated record. Gene Ontology annotation, molecular function: mRNA regulatory element binding translation repressor activity.
UAACGAAGUUGGGCGUAGAUCGUGCACGUCGGAGCGCGCAGACUUCAGAGCGGUCGCCAUUUCCGCCACGAAUACGGGCUGGAGAUCUUGUGUGUGGAUUGUGAUAAUUGGAGGUUAUAGUGCUUAUUUUAUAGUUAUUUGUGCACCAGUUUUACACAAAACAAAUUUUGAGGACGUUGAUCACGUUACAAGUCGUUGUAGGCACUAAAAGUGCGUCAAAUGAUUGCCGAGAACACCAGAAAUGAAGAUAGCCACCAUACACACGAAACAAAUUGAAACAUUUAUUUUUACCCUACCCUCCCUUGCUAGAAACUCGCUCAAAUUUUAAUACUACCCACCAAUAAGUUUCAACUCAUUAAGUAUAGAUAAUUAAAAUAAAGUUUUAAGUUUUUUUUUUUCGUUAAUUUUAAUUAGUGUUUAAGUGGAUAGAAGAAUUUUAAUUUUAAAAAUAUGAAAAUACCGGAGACGACUGCUAACGUUGGAGCUUAUUAUGGCAACGAGGAAAACGGCCAGUGGCAGCCAAACGGCGUGAUCAUAGACAGUGGCGUGGGCGGCGGCGUGGUCGGAAGCGGCGACGCGGGAAUCCAUCGGCCCCCAGUCUACCCUGUUCAUAUUCCAAGAGCGCAUAUGCCUGGCUACGUAAUGGCAGGAGCUUACUACCCCCCGGCGGCGUACCCGCCCGUGCCGGCACAGCCGCAGCCCGACGACUUCGCUGACUACAUGUGGAUGGAGAACGAGGAGGAGUUCGAUAAGCAGGUUAUGCAACAGUUAGAAGAGGAAGCCCUAAUGGAGCAGUGCAUCGAAGCGAUGCUCGAAGACGAGCAGCGCGAGAGACACAACCGACCACACAACGCACACAACCACCACUAUCCCACAACAAGUAACGGGGCAUCGUCUCUAUCCCUGGAGGAGACGGUCUCCCGAUCGACGCUCAACCCCCUCGCCGCUGAGUUCGUGCCCACCAGGCCGCUAGCCGGUGCCACAGAAGAAAGACAAGAAACAGCCCCAGCUCCAGUCACACAGCCAAGCGCAGAAGACACGACAACACACACGCCGACACACACGGAACAAGACAAAACAGAAGACUCAGUACAACCACAAAAAGAUCCACCGGAAGUCAGUGCAGCGGACAUAGACAAGAGACCCAAAGACAAGCCUUCAAAAGCUAAGAUAGACACGAAGAAACCACUCAAAACAGAAGUGAAGAGCAAGGCUAAGCCGCAAACGGUGAAAUCCGAGACUAAAGUAACGCCUAAGAAGAAAGAAGUUAAGACUGUUAAGAGUGAAACUAAGAUUGAAGAGAAAAGUGAAGAGAGUGAUGUUAAGCCAUCUCCAGCGACCUUAGAAGACACCCAAUCAACCGGUUUUAAACCAAUAAACUACGCCGCGGCAGCAAAGGCGAAUAAACCCAAAAAACCAACAGCAACCAUAGACAAACCAGCCGCCCAACCCAAGGCAGACAAACCCAAGCCCAUAGACAAGACAGAAAAAAAAGACAAAACAAAAACAGAAAAGGUCAACGUACAGAGAAAAAACUCCGCCAAGUAGGUCGAAUAGGUGUUUUUGGCUAAUGAAAAAAACCUUUUUGGUAAAAAUAAUUGCCCGUGUACAAAUUUUCUGGCAACACUGAACAGGUUGAAAGUAUUUUGUAUACUGCCUCGUUACAGCAUUGUGUAUAGUUUGAAGUUUGUGAUAUUUCCAUUUUUUGAAAAUUUGCAUUUUUUUUUUGGAAAUAAUAAUGGUGAAAAAAAAUUACAAAAAAAAAUAUGAUAGUGUAAAAAUGAUGUAUGGUAACAUUAUUAUGUGAAUAUUUAGCUCGUAAAAAUAAUAGAAUAGUUUUUAACUUUUUUUUUUCAAUUUGAGACUAGACUUGAUUGUUUUAAUGAAUUUUGAAUACAGAAAUCCGUGAAAAAUCUGGAAUUCCGGAUCCAGAUUGGUCACUCGCUACUUGAACUCUGUAAAUUCAGUUAUAGAUUUCAAAAUCAGGAUCCGGAAUUCCGGAUAUGUUUUAUCAUGUCACAAUUCAAGGUGACAAAACAAUUCAUUUUAUUUUAUUGUUUUUAAGACUCCUUUUUCCAAUAUGAAAAUUGAAAAGACUUGAAUCUGUCUCAAAUAUCGAAAAAAAUACGAAAAGAGCCUAAAUACGGCUGUCCAUUGAAUUUUUAAGGAUUUACGGCCGUUUUCAAUAUUCUAUCUAUCUGUUCUUUUGCCUAAUAGAGAUAGGAAUUUGACAUUACCUAUAUGGGGCUUAUGUCAAAAUUGUAUCUCUAGUAAGUAGAUAAAAUAUUGGGGACGGCCGAUAAAAAGUAGUUUAAAAAAUAAAAUAAAAUUCGUAUUGUAUAUUGAUAACAAAAAAACAUGUAUAAUAUUGAAAAAAAUGCACAUUAAGGCGUGGUAAACGUACCUUUAUACAGUCUUUUGGGUUAGGCUAUAUUUUAGUAUAGAUACCUUUUUUAUUUUCAAAUUAAAUCCUCUUUUUUAUCUCUCUGGGAAUUUUGGCGCGAUUUUUUUAUAAUCUGUUGUCUGAAUUUUUGACAGAAGUGGAAACGUCAAGUUGAAAUUGUUUUUUUUUUUAGAUUAAAUUAGCAAUUUAGGUUUUUUUUUUUUCAUUUUUGUCAAAGAUAUUUAUAACGGAUUAUAAAAGCGGGAAUAUAAAUGAAAAUUAGCGAAAUUAAGAGUUUCAAUUUGUUUUUUUUAAUUCAUCGUCUGCAUAGCCUUUUCCCAACUAUGUCGGGGUCGGCUUCCAGUCUUUUACACAGAGCGACUGCCUAUCUGACCUCCUCAACCCAGUUACCCGGGCUACCCAAUACCCCUUGGCAAGACUGGAUAAUAAUAUUUUAUAUUUCAAAUAAUAAAAAUUAAAACCAGUGUUGAGAAACAAAUCGAUAAUAAUUCCUAUUUUAUUUUUUAUUGUUUUCUUAAAAUUCUAGUUUUCAUAAAAAAAAGGAUAUUUGCAAACAAUAUUAAAUUUCAGACAAGACACGAUAAAUGAAUUUGAUAUCUGAAAUAGUGCUAGGGAAAAUAAAAUUUAAACUAUGGUAUGCUUAUUUCUGAAUAGUUUUAAACAAAAUUGACGUUUUCAAAACUUGAGUUUUCAAAAACUUUGAAAUAUUUUAGUAUACGAUCCAAAAUCUUUAUUUAAUCUGCACUGAUUGUCAAUUUAAAAACCUUUUUUUUUCAAUUAAUUUUGAGUAAAGCAAGUAAAGCAAUUAUUUCAAAAUGGUCAAAUGCUGUCUGUUUUUGAAAUAUCAAGUUUUGAAAAAAUAAGUUUUAUGUUUCUUUUUUUUACUUGUAAAAAAAGGUUUAAUUUAACUCUUUAAGUUUUACAUUUAACAGGGAUUCUUGUAGUUUUUCGUAAAUGACGGGUUUUUAAAACCGAUUUUUUUACCGUUUUUUUUUCAAUAAUAUUACCUAUAUUGACUAAAUUCAUAAGUGUAGAAAAACAUAAAUGCAUUAGAUUCUGCCCCCGGUUUCACCUGCGUCCUAAGAUAAAUGCUUCCCGCACCCGGAUAAAAAGAAGCCUAUAUUUUAUUCUCAUGUAUAUGCUAUAUUACUGUCAAGUAUCAACGAAAUCCAUUCAGUAAUUUUUGCAUAUAAGAUGAACAAACAGUUUUGUACCCGCGUUUUUAAGAAACAACUUCCCGUACCCGGAUAAAAUAUUAGCUAUUACAUCUUUCAAUAAAGAUAAUAAUUUUAUAAUUAAUCCAUACUCUUCUAUCUGCCGUCAUCUCACAAGUAACAUUCUUUCUCACCAUAUCGACUUUCACACAAUCCAUCCAUCGUUUCUCUGGUCGUCCCCUUCCACUAUACAAUUUUCUAUAAUUACGAAUUAAGUCAAAUUGAAAAGUUUUUCAAACGUCAAAAGAUAGUCUUAAAAUGAAAAUUUUGGUUUUUAGUUAUUAUUAUUUUUAUUAAUUUUGUUAAUUCUAGUGAUAAAAUCUUGGUUAGUAUUUUUUCAAUGUUUUUUUUUUGGUGUGUAAACUUAAAAAUUAAAAUGUUGAAUUCCUUACAUUUUUUUACUCUAUUGGCGUAUAUCAAUGAAAUUAAAUGAAUUUUUACUCUUAAUUAAUUCAUUUUUAACCGUUGUUUAGAAUGUCCAAGAAUUUCGUCAUGUUACCUUUCGGUAAUCAUAUGAAACGGUAAUCGUUAGUCUCUUUUAAGAUUACACACCAAAAAAAAACAAUAUUAGUGCAUUAAAAAUUAUUAUUUGUUAUUACAUUAUAUACGCCUAUGUCCCCAAGUAAGGAUUUUAAAAAUAUAUUUAGGACAGACGCACACUAAAUGAUUUGUUGUCUAAAUUUUAACGUGCCGUCUGUAUAGGUUAAUGCGUGAAAGAUAAUUCUGAGAAAACGAAAAUGACGAAAAACAAGCUUUUUUCCGCGUCUAGAAGGAAUUACUUCCAGCACCCGGAUAAAAUACAGUGUAAAACGUCACAAACUCAAAGUUUACCUCUUUAUUAUUAUAAUUUCAAUAUCAAUUCGCGUUUAUUAGCGUUGAGAAAAACGCCAUUUUAAGUGGACAUCAUAUUUAACAGCAGCUGUCAGACUGACAGCGCCUGUCAGAUUUUGACAGCAUCUGUCCCGAGUUUUGUCAGAAUUAUUUUUGCCGCCUUUUAGUUGUUUGACAUUAAGAAGAACCCAAUAUAAUAAAUAAAUGAAGUUUU